AAUCCCUACGCUUCUCUCUCCGCAAUCACUCCUUGAGAGCAUCUCUCUUUAGAAUAUUGAGUAUUGCUGACUGGAGCGUCGGAGUGUUUUCCCCGAGAAAACAACCUCGGGAUUUUCAGGUGUAGAAGCAGCUGAGGACUUCAACAGUGUUGGACUGCGAAGCUGCUCAAACAUUUGGCGCCGUCUGUGGGAACUUCGAACAAGAAGUUGUGUGACUUAACCUGCUGAAAGACAAAAUGGUUCGUACUUUUAUAGGAGGUUGCCCUCCGAGAAAUGAGAUUGACGAACAGGGGGACGCCCAACUAUCUGAGCCCGGCUUGAAUGACUUUAGGCCAAUGCCAAGAAACCUUUUUGUUGGGGGAGUAGAACAGGAUCACCUAAGUGAAACGGAUGAUGAAAGAACACCAACUGGGUAUGCAACCCAGCCUGAACAGUUCCAAAUUCCAACAGGAACAAGACAAAGACCUUCUAGACCAUACAAUUCACAGCAUGAACGACCUGAAAGGGAUGCACAACCCGCUGCGGUUGUUGCAACUAGAAACUCCCCCGCGCUAAGCAACAUAGUAGUGCCGACCAGGCCAAGGGGAAGUGGGAAGCUGAAUAUCGAGCCCAGCUCGUCCAAACAUAGUGAAGAACUGAUGAGAAAGAACGCAGACCUGGAAAGUGCUCCUUUGAACUUAUCCAUCACAGCAGAGCCGUAUCAAGAGGGAUUCAAAAUUCCCCACCUGGAGACAUAUGAUGGCUCAGGCGACCCUGAUGAACAUCUGCACACUUAUCAAGCCAUCAUGAGAAUCCAGAACGCCAAUGAUGCCAUGAUGUGCAAACUCGCCAAGCUAUUCUCCAACAAAUUUGCGAGCCAAAGAGAGAUUAAACGUACAGCGACUGAACUAAUGCAGGUUCAUCAGAAAGAGGGAGAAUCUUUGAGGGACUACAUGCAGCAAUUCAACAAAGCUACUUUGGACAUUGAUAACGUCCCCGAUACCAUUUGCUUAUCUGCCUUGUUGCAUGGUUUGAAGCCUGGCCGGUUUCUGGACGACCUGCUGGAGAAUCCACCCAAAUCGUGGAAUGAAGUAAAUGAUAGGUCAGCAAGUUUCAUAUUAUUCGAAGAUUUUCAAUCUUCUAAGAGACGAGCUGAUGACAGGCAAGGAAAAGAGCCCAAGCAGCCUGAAAACAGAGACGACAAGAAGAAACAGAAGGUUGGCGAGCAGAGAGGGAAACCACCUUCCUAUCCAAAAUAUGACAGCUAUAUCCCCCUAAGCUCGUCACGAUCCCAGAUAUUGGCACAGAUACAGCAUUGGGUCAAGAGACCCCCUCCGCAAACGCAUGAUUCUUCACGAGCUGACAGAAGCAAAUACUGCGACUAUCACCGUGUUUACGGCCAUAACACAGAAGACUGUCAGAGUCUGAAGGACGAGCUCGAAUUCUUGGCUCGCAAUGGAAAAUUGGAGGGGUAUGUGCAGAAGCCUUUUGUUCGGCAACCCACCCAAACCCACUUUGUACAAGAGUACAGCCGAUCUCAAGCACCUGGAUAUCAGCUCGGUAGCAAUCCAAAUUCUUACCAGGCAGGUCCAUACUCAUCUGAGCCGAACAGAGCAUACAGGGGACGCCCGUUCAAUAGGCGCGGGCAAGGACAGAAAACACCUACACAGAAUCAAAAGGACCAUAGAGGGGUGGGGUAUGGUGGAAUACCCCCACCAUCUAGCACAAUCAAUAUGAUCUCUGGUGGUAUGCACUCAGGAGGCCAGAGUGCCCGAGCCCGCCAGGUGAUGACAGUCAACAAAAACAGGCCCUUGAAGCGGCCGUUCGAGGGGGCAGAGUGGGAGAAUGCAACUAUCACAUUCAGCCCGGCAGAUUAUAAGCGAGCAGACGGAGAACCCAACGUUAUGAUGCCUCACGCAGAUCCAUUUGUGGCAACGGUCCAUAUAGGUAAUCAUAACGUCAACAAGGUCUUUAUUGACACGGGUAGCUCGCCAGAUAUCCUUUACUGGAGCUGCUUCCAGAAGAUGCAGUUGAACCCGAGCUCGCUGCAGAAAUAUGAAGGACCCAUCUACGGGUUCGAUAAUCAGCUCGUCCCGGUGGAAGGGGUCAUAACUCUACCCAUCUAUGUGGGCUCAGAACCGCGCUUUAGGAUGGCUUCCGUCAGCUUUCUGGUAGUAAAGAUGGAGUCAGCUUUUAACGCCAUAUUGGGAAGGGCUACUUUGUGCGAGCUGAAAGCUGUUAUCUCACAACCCCACCUCUGCAUGAAAUUCCCAACUCCUCAGGGGGUAGGAGUGCUUAAAGGAAAUCAAAAGAUGGCUAGAGCCUGCUAUCAAGAUACUUUCAAAAAGGUUGAGCUUGCUGCUGCUCCUUCAGGCUCCGAAAAUUGCAGACCAACCCAGCUCGGUCAGCAGACGAUGAGUAUAUCAGACAUUGAGCACCGACCUGAGGGUGUCGAGCAAAAAGCAGAGCCAGUGGAGCAAGUAGAAACAGUCCCUCUAAACCCUGAUGUGCCAGAAAGAACGGUCAAGAUCGGCACCAAACUCACAGAAGAGGAACGGGCAGAGCUUCUGGAGUUUUUGAGGGUUAAUCAGGAUGUAUUUGCUUGGACUACGGAUGAAAUGCCUGGCAUCCCAACGGAGUUGACAGUCCACAAGCUCAGCACGGACCCCACCAGAAGGCCGGUGGUGCAAAAACGCCACCUUUUUGGCCCCGAGAAGCAAGCUGCCAUAGACGAAGAGGUACAAAAGUUGCUACAGGCAGGCUUCAUCAGAAGAGUGGAGUACUCUGAGUGGGUGUCCAAUCCCGUGCUCGUGAAAAAACCAAAUGGCAAGUGGAGGAUAUGCAUUGACUUCACCAACUUGAAUGAGGCGUGUCCAAAAGACCCUCAUCCCUUGCCAAAUGUGGAAAAAUUAGUAGAGCGGGAGAAGACAGCUUUUUACGCUGGUGACGCAAUCUACUGCUAUGUCAUGAUGCCGUUUGGCCUCAAAAAUGCUGGAGCAAUAUACCAGAAGCUGGUGCAAAUCAUCUUUAAGCUCCAGAUCAGCAAAAACAUAGAAGUAUAUGUGGAUGACAUGAUAGUCACCAGUGUGCGAGCUGAGGAUCACAUAGGCGACCUGGAUGAAACUUUUCAAAACCUGCGCCGAGCACAAAUGAAGCUGAAUCCUUUGAAAUGCACGUUUGCUGUGGAAUCAGGGAAAUUCCUAGGAUACGUGGUAUCCAAGAAAGGAAUUGAAGUAAAUCUAGAGAAGGUCCAGGCCAUUCAGCAGAUGGAGCUUCCCAAGACUGUAAAAGAUGUACAGCGUCUGACAGUUCGUAUAGCAGCAUUGCACAGGUUUAUAGCCAGGUCGGUUGAAAGGUGCCUCCCGUUCUUUAAAGCCCUGCGAGAGCCUAAAAACUUCGAGUGGACCGAUGAAUGUCAACAGGCGUUUGACGAGCUCAAACAAUAUCUGGCAUCAGCACCCCUGCUGUCCAAACCUGUCGAUGGGGAAUGUUUAUAUCUGUAUCUGGGGGUCACAGAAGAAGCAAAUUAUCCAUUAGCAGAGAAGGCUGCUUUUGCCCUAGUGUGCACAGCUCGUAAGUUAAGAGCCUACUUCCAAUCACAUCAGAUUGUUGUCUAUACCGAUCUGCUGUUGAGGAAGAUACUGCAAAAACCGGAACUCUCUGGUCGGCUUAUUGGAUGGAGCGUCGAGUUGAGUGAAUACAAUCUCAAAUUUCAGCCGCGCACAACCAUAAAAGGUCAGGCCAUUGCAGACUUCCUUGUCGAAUGCAUCUCGGCGACAGAGGAAGAAAAGACACCUGAAUACCCAGUCUGGGUUUUGUAUGUUGACAGAGUUGCUAACGUUGAAGGGUCAGGCGUUGGAGCUGUGUUGAUAGGCCCAGAUGGCUUUAAAUCCGAGCAUGCGUUACGGUUUAAGUUCCAGACCACUAAUAAUGCUGCCGAGUAUGAAGCUCUCAUUUAUGGUUUAAAGCUGGCGUCCGAGCUGAAGGUGCAGAGCAUACAAGUUUUUAGUGAUUCUCAGCUCGUUGUGUGCCAGGUAAAUGGCAGCUGCGAAGUUAGGGAUCCCCAGCUUGGCCGUUAUACCUCUGUGGUCGACAGAUUGAAGUCAAGAUUUGCUUCAUUUCGGAUCGACAAGAUACCCAGAGCAGAUAACCAACGAGCCGACGAACUGUCAAAGUUAGCCUCCUCACACGAGACCAACCCUCAUAGGUCAACGAUAAUGGAGGUACUUGAUGCUCCUAGUUACACCGACUUCACAGUCGAAUGUCAGCUGCUUAGCACAGAUCCCUCUUCGCUGAGCUGGACUACACCGCUCGUAAAUUAUCUGCAAAGUGGCGAGUUACCUGAAGAUCCAUCCGCUGCGAAAUUGAUUAAACGCAGGGCGGCACAUUUCACUUUGUUAGAUAACCAGCUCUACAAACGAGCAACCUCAAUGCCCCUAUUACGCUGCCUUACUCCUUACGAAGCUGAAUACGCUGUGAGGGAAGUUCACGAAGGAACCUAUGUCAAAAAAUGUCCGACCUGCCAGUUCAAUGCUGAUGAUAUACACAUGCCAGGGGAAAUGCUAUCAUCUCUCACGUCUCCCUGGCCCUUCGCUCAAUGGGGUGUCGACCUGCUCGGCCUUUUCAUCAAAGGCAAAGGAGGUUGCACUUUCCUGGUCGUUGCAGUGGAUUACUUCACUAAGUGGAUAGAAGCUAAACCAUUGUCCACGACAACAGAAAGGAAAAUAGAAGAAUUCUUGUUCAAUUCAAUACUGUGCAGAUUCGGCAUACCUAAGCGGAUUAUCGCCGACAAUGGGCCACAGUUCCGAGCAGCAGCACUGAGAUCGUUUUGUAACGACUAUGGCAUUGAGCUCGCCUUGACAUCCGUGUAUACUCCACAGUCUAACGGACAAGCCGAGUUCGCCAAUAAAAUCGUCUUCUCGGCCACGGGCGAAACCCCUUUCAGCUUGGCCUAUGGAGCUGAGGCCGUCAUCUCAGUAGAGGUUGGAUUGCCAUCUGAUCGAGCAGGCUGGCAUGACGAUCUCAACAAUGAGCAACUGUUGAGAGAAAACCUAGACUUCGUAGAAGAGGUCAGAGAGAUGUCUAGAAUAAGAAUCAUGGCGCAUCAAAGUCGUGUUGCAAGAUUGACGAAUGCUUACUCGCACAUGGGCAAGCUCGCGCCUAAUUGGGAAGGACCUUAUAUGGUUAUUUUUAAUUAACGACCUGGGUCUUACCGGUUAGCAGAUUUACAAGGUCGUCCAUUACCAUUCAUUUGGAACAUACAUAACCUUAGAAAGUUUUACAGUUAGGAGUUAGCUUUACAGUUAACAUGUAUGUCACUAGUGUUCAGGUCGUUGUGGAUCAUUUGUAGAUGGUAAUUUACAGAAAAUUCAAUACAGAAAUUUCCAAAGAACAGUUUUGAAUUUGCAUUUGAUCAAUGAAUUCUUACAUCAGGA
Molecule: messenger RNA, 5414 nt
Organism: Rubroshorea leprosula
Lineage: Eukaryota; Viridiplantae; Streptophyta; Magnoliopsida; Malvales; Dipterocarpaceae
Source: the annotation of a GenBank genome assembly